Drechmeria coniospora is the source of this 981-nucleotide messenger RNA. RefSeq lists its product as uncharacterized. NCBI's taxonomy places the organism in Eukaryota, Fungi, Ascomycota, Sordariomycetes, Hypocreales, Ophiocordycipitaceae. The record is from RefSeq and is a predicted model, not a curated record. Bases 1 to 981 code for a protein of 326 amino acids. The transcript has a single exon.
AUGCCCUCCAUCGGCCCACAACCACCUGCGCCUCUCAACAAGCGCAAGCGCACGCCCGAAGCCGGCGGCGAUGGCGACGUCGACAUCUCUAGCAAACACGCUCGCCGCGAACCCAACGCGGACGAGAUAGACCUCGGCGAUUCAGCCGACGAGGAUGACGACAUCGGACCCAGCGCAGCACCCGCCCUGCCACCCACGAUGCCACCCACGACGACGACGCCGCCGUCGCAGCCUUCCACAUCGGCCGCUGGGCCUUUGCUGCCCCCGUCGGCUGUCCCGAGAGAGGCCGAGACGGAGGCCGGCACGGACGCUGGGUCUUCCAUGCUCUCGGGUCCGCAGCAAGGAUCCACGGAGAGGCAGGAUACAUCCUCCGACUCCGACUCGGACGACUACGGCCCUUCUCUUCCGUCGGCAACGACGAAGCGCGCAGCGCCCAUCGGUCCCUCCCCCGCGCCGUCCGAGGCGGCCACCCAGCGAGACAGCUGGAUGCUCGCCCCGCCGAGCGCGGCGUCGGGCUACGCCGAGCGUGACCCGACCCGCAUGCGCAACCGCAAGUUUGCUUCCAAGCCGGCGGCGCCCGGUGCCUCGGCUGUGUCGUCCAUAUGGACGGAGACGGCCGAGGAGAAGCUCCGUCGGCUGCAAGACUCCGUGCUCGGCCGGACAGGAGGCAUCGGUGGAGAGUCCGACGCUCCCGACACGGGCGGCCACCAGCAGAGGAGCAAGGCCGACGAGGAGAGGGAUCGACGGAUCGCGGCGAGCGUCGAGGCGUCGAGGGGCGAGAGCAUGUACGACGCGCACGCGAAAAGGCAGAGGAGCCAGGGCGUGGCCAAGGACGAGGAGGAAGACGACCCGAGCAAGAGAGCGUUCGACAGGGAAAAGGACAUGGCGCUGGGCGGCAAGAUUGGCACGGCCCAGAGGAGGGAGCUGGUGGCCAAGUCGGCCAACUUUGGAGGCCGAUUUCAAAAAGGAUCAUACCUGUAG